This is a messenger RNA of Diachasma alloeum, 1138 nucleotides long. Its product is annotated as protein Wnt-11b-1. The coding region runs from base 1 to 1137 and encodes 378 amino acids. Gene Ontology annotation, molecular function: frizzled binding; cytokine activity. The transcript has 5 exons. NCBI's taxonomy places the organism in Eukaryota, Metazoa, Arthropoda, Insecta, Hymenoptera, Braconidae. The record is from RefSeq and is a predicted model, not a curated record. Gene Ontology annotation, cellular component: extracellular region. Gene Ontology annotation, biological process: neuron differentiation; multicellular organism development; cell fate commitment.
AUGCAUGUAACAAAGUGCGAAGAGACACCGUGGCCUGUGAUCAUUAUUAUUUUACUCUUGUCUGUUGACGGAGGGGCGAGCAUCAAGUGGCUGGCUCUGGGGAAAACUAACGACGCCCGUAUAUGGACGAGGGAGGCCUGCACGGCUGCGAAAAGCUCAGGGCUACUUGAGAGGAAGCAAGCACGAGCCUGUCGGGCCACGACCGACGUCAUGCCCAGCAUUGUUCAAGCAGCGAGGGAUACUAUUAACGUAUGUCAACAGGCUUUCAGGAAUCGACGGUGGAACUGCAGUAGUAUCGAACGGGCGCCUCAUUAUACUCCUGAUUUACUCUCAGGAACGAGGGAGCAGGCCUUCGUCUACGCCAUGUCGGCAGCAGCUGCUGUGUGGCGACUGGCACGUGGAUGUGCACUGGGGAAUCUAGCGGCGUGCUCCUGUGCGACUCCACCGAGACGAGAACCUCCGUCACCCUCAGCCCUCACCGCCUCCAGUUCCUUCACCUCAAAGUCUGUAUCCUUCGACGCUAUGUCUGCGAGAAAUUCAUUCAAAUGGGGCGGUUGUGGGGACGACGUCAGGUCAGCCUCGAGACUCGCCAAGAGAUUCUUGCAGGGCUCCAGCCCAACGGGAACUGGCUCCACCGCGAAAUUUAUGCAUGCUGUUAAUAUGCAUAAUAAUCGCGCUGGUCGAAGGGCUGUCGAACAAUCAUUGACUCUGGAGUGCAAAUGCCACGGCGUAUCAGGCUCCUGCAGUGUAAGAACAUGCUGGCGUGGCCUCGACUCAAAGGGUCCGUCGGCAGCCGGUGCCCGCCUAUUCCGCAAAUACGCAACUGCUGCCGAGGUCAGACCGAAAUCCGGCAGUCGUCUCCCACCGCUCUAUCAUCACGACAAUUUGUUGUACACAACCAAGAGUCCGGACUACUGUAUGCCAGACAAAAAACGGGGCAGCCUAGGAACAAUUGGAAGACAAUGCAACGGUAGUAGUUCAGGCUACGAGGGCUGCGAAUACCUCUGCUGUGGACGCGGCCACAUCACCAAAACCCGAGAAAUCCUCGAGAGGUGUCAAUGCAAAUACAUCAGCUGUUGUUACAGUGUACAGUGUAAAACAUGCCGAAGUGUAAUUACCACAUACGAGUGCAAUUGAA